This is a messenger RNA of Solenopsis invicta (red fire ant), 1014 nucleotides long. RefSeq lists its product as uncharacterized. Bases 348 to 587 code for a protein of 79 amino acids. The transcript is spliced from 3 exons. Lineage: Eukaryota; Metazoa; Arthropoda; Insecta; Hymenoptera; Formicidae. The record is from RefSeq and is a predicted model, not a curated record.
CAAACUAAGAAGUCACCAUCCUUCUACAUACUCGCAAUUCAUGAUUAACGUAACGUCAGGCUUACGAUCGAUCCCGGCCGCUUACGACCGCAUUUGACACAAUUUGACAUGAGGUUAAGUAAUUUGACAUGAGGUUAAAUAAUUUGAGAUUUGCGACUUGAAUUCACUGGGCAAGAAGAUACUGACGAAAUCUCAGAUCUGGCUGCAGUGCAACAAGUGUAAAUACACCACGCAUCAUGAUUCCUUUAUGAUGCAUCGCAUGAAAGAUCAUAACGAGGAAAGGGCAGCUGACGAACACAUCUUCGAGAGCUAGGAGGAAAGUAAAAGACAUAGUUACAGCAAAGUGAAUGACUUGGAGAACAAGCAGAAUGAAACAGGAUGAUAAAGCGAUGGAGGUAACACUUUUGGAGCCGAUUCAGUCAGUUUUUCCUAUUACUCAAUUCACCCCACUACCACUGUUGGAUUUAUCAAAUUGUUAUCAAAUCAUCUAUAUGCUUCCGCUACAUUACCAGCGAGUGUUUCCACGUUGUCCCCAGAACAAAUGUAUGUUCUGCAGCCGAUUGACACGGCUAAUAUUGAAAACUUGAGGAAGAUGAUAAGAUUGGACUUGGAUCUUGAGCAGAAAAUGGAAGUGAAGAGCGAAAGUAAAAAAUGGAUAACCUUGAAAGAGGAUGGAAGUCUAGAACUGGUAGAGAUGCCUUGGAACGAGACAGAAGGAUCGAAUAUUGACGAUGGUGUUUGAUUAACUGUGCAAAAAUCAAAGACACUUUUGUAUUACAUUUGAUUGCUUUAACUUGAGAUGUUACUAAUUUCAGACAUUACGCCAUACAUAUAUCAAGAUACUAAUUACUAUCAAGAAAAAUGAUUUUACCUAACAAUAUUGGUGACUGGGUGGAAUUUAUUCUGAUGCUAGAAAUAUGGAUGUUUUUCUUCGCCAAUAAAUAUACCGGCAAUUUAUAUUAAAGAAAUAAUGCUUUAUUUAUUAUUCUCUUAAUUGUUGAAGCUUCAAAAAUG